CGGUGACGAGGGAAUGUUCUCAGUGCUCGCGGCAUGGGCAUGAUACCCGUAUUCUCACGUUCUAUCUAUCUUCCCGGACCUACGGGCCUUUCCAGGAAUAGAAGCUAAUCUACCAUAUCCCGAGCAGUUACUGCACUUCAGUCAACCGAAUACUUCGCUGCGAGUACAGUACCGCACAAGUACUUGAGUACGGUACAAGUGAGAUACUCGGGAGCUGAGUGGUUUGACAGAUACCAGUACGGCUCCUAGGGGAGUUUGCAUCUGCAGCAAAAGCAUAUUCCAGCAGUCAAUCAUCCUUCCACCAAACGGAGACGCACUCUGCUUAAGCAAUCAUAUCUGACCACCGCCAUUGGGGGGGAGGAGGAAAGAAUUCUUCACCAUCCUAAGACGGAUUAUCUCAUCUGCACGGUAAUGCACUGUCACUCGAGUACGGUAGGUCAGGUGGCUUGGAAAUUACCAACGCUUAACCUGAUAAAGAUAGGUUAUUUGGGUGCCGAGUUUCUAUCUUUAGUUUGUCAUAGCAUACUCGAGUAGUAAAAUAUAACCCAGAGGUGCUUGAAAGGCUGGGAUGAAAAGAAGGUUAUGACAUGAUACCGGUACCCCCUUGUUCCAUCGUCCGUCUUAUAUGCCGCUUAUUAUUAUGCUCGGAAAGGCAAGCCAGGCGCAUGCAGAAGCGCUCGAGCAGGCUGGAUAUCGUGCCUCUGCUUCUCGAAGGUGGAGGAAGCUCUUUUUUGCGGGGAAAUCUUUUGCCUGUGGUGGUUGGGGUGGGGAUGGUCUGGGAGGACCUCUCAUAUAAGGAAGCGAGCAUUUCCGUCAACGGUUUCGGUAUUCAGAAUCAUUUAAUUAGCGGCUUAAAACACUAGAACUGGGUUUAGAUUGCUAUUCUACUAUCACUGCUACACUCUUUACUACUUUUAACUUUUAAUAUGUCCCAACAACCCCCCCGCGUUGAUGUUCCGGUCUCCACUGAGGGCCUUUUGGCGCUCACUUGGGGAUUAAACUCUCUUGUUUUCGUCGUCCUGGUCAUUAGACUGGUGCUUCACAGAAGGCAAAAGUUGAAAGGUCCCGCAAUCGUCAUUUCCGAUGCCCUGAUCUGCGUUUCUUUCUUUUUCGGAAUAACAGCCAUCGCGACGGAUGCAUGGAAGUACUCCAAGGAGAUUGAAGCCAGGACUCGCCAAUUGUCACUUCACGAUAAGGAAACUUCUCCGAAGCUCUCCUUCUUUUGCGGCUACUUCGUCUUCUCAGCAAUGUGGUUCGCCAAAGGCGCCUUCGUAGUCUACUACUACCACCUUUUCACAAAUCUCUCCAAAAAGCUGAGAUACUAUCUCAUAUUUGUAACUGCCUUCACCGCGAGUACCUACAUUUUCACUAUGCUCCUACAAACAUUCUGGUGCCGUCCCAUUUGGACAAACUGGACUCUCGACCCGCUCCGCGGCUGCUCGGCCACGGGGAACACCACCACUCUCCCGCUCUGGAGCUUCAUGAACAUUGUGACCGACAUCCUUAUUCUCGCUGUCCCGCUCUCGGUCCUGCACACUCUACAGUUGGGACGCAGACAGGUUGUUGCCUUGAUUGUUGUCUUCCUGAUCGGUGGGCUGUCGAUCUUUGCCGCGGUAGCUAGAUUCAUAAUCAUAUUUCCGAAGAUCAAGAAGAACUCCAAGGCCCCUAUUGUCCACACCUACGAGCUGUGGGCGUUGAUUGAGAUUAUGUCGAGUCAGUUGGCAGUCUGCCUACCGGCGCUGAGAGGCUGGUUGAGGGGGAGGAAGGACAACCGCAGCAGGAAGGCUUGGGGCGGCAGCGAACGGAAGGCUGACAAUGCUGUGAGUGGUGGAAGUGGUGGGAAGAAGCUGCGAGACAGUCAGGAUAGUUGUCCGGACUCGGGUAUUAGCAGGGUCGAGGGUGGGGAGGGGCUUUUGGGAAACGAUGAUAGGGUUUGAGAUUGGGG
Messenger RNA from Tuber melanosporum (Perigord truffle), 1945 nucleotides. RefSeq lists its product as uncharacterized. The record is from RefSeq and is a predicted model, not a curated record. Lineage: Eukaryota; Fungi; Ascomycota; Pezizomycetes; Pezizales; Tuberaceae. The transcript has 3 exons. Bases 927 to 1937 code for a protein of 336 amino acids.